Molecule: messenger RNA, 1326 nt
Organism: Odontomachus brunneus
Lineage: Eukaryota; Metazoa; Arthropoda; Insecta; Hymenoptera; Formicidae
Product: odorant receptor 22c-like
Exons: 6
Coding region: 15-1163 (382 amino acids)
Biological process (GO): detection of chemical stimulus involved in sensory perception of smell; sensory perception of smell
Cellular component (GO): plasma membrane
Molecular function (GO): olfactory receptor activity; odorant binding
Source: RefSeq, a predicted model, not a curated record
UGGGUGGUUGAAAGAUGUUAUACACGAGCACGAUCACUCCUCCGUUGAAGAUCGGUCUUCAAAUCCUCGGCGUGUGGCCGGACACGCCAUACAAUACUUUUCACCGGUUGAUUUAUAUGUCAAUUAUGCUGGCCGUCUAUUAUUUUCAGCAACUGUACAUAAUUACGAACUGGAAAGUCAGUGAAUUCGAGGAUCUUGUAGGCUACUUAACAAUGGUAUUAUAUUACCUGUUGACUAUCCUUAAGCUGACGAUACUUUGGAUGAAUCGUCGCAUAAUUCGCGAACUAUUGUCUGCUAUCGACACUGAUUGGCGCGAGGGCGUUAAGAUCGAUCAGCAUUUGCAGUUGAUGAGGGCGAAAGCUACCAACUCGCAGUUUUGUACAAUCGCUUUGUUGGGUGUCGACUUGGGUGCCUCGAUAAUCUACUUUGGGGGUGAAAAUGUGGCAGCUAUCAUGCAUUCGAUGGACGAUGACAAUUAUACUUCACGACCAUUUCCAUUGAAGGUGUCACUUCCUUCUGGGGCCCAGCAAUCGCCAUUAUACGAGUUGCUGGUCGUUUUUUUAUUUAUACACGCGAUGUUAACGGUAUAUACGGUUGAUAUUAUAACCGCAUUUAUCUCUGCUCUGAUAUGUCAUGUAAGCGGACAAUUCGAUAUCAUAUAUUAUGAGUUGAGAACUUUGUCUGUGAAAAUAUCCUACAACGAAUCUAAAUUUACAAUAAAAAUGCUGAUCGAAAAGCAUAAUAAAGUCAUCGAAUUUGCCAAUAAUGUCGAAAAGCUAUAUUCCGUCAUAAUUUUUAUGCAAGUUUUUCCUAAUACAACAGUUAUGUGCUUGAUGGCAGUCGUAUCUCUUUAUGGUGACGAUGACGUCGGACUGGCGCAAGGCUCAAUAGGUUACAUCACCCUGGCGGCGGAAAUAUUUGUAUAUUGUUUUAUGGGAGAACAUCUUGGUAUUAAGAGUAGGUCACUUGCUGAUGCGGGGUACGACUGUUUAUGGUAUAAUAUGUCACCUAGCUACAGUAGAAAUAUAUUACUGAUAAUAUUGAGAUCUCAGAAACAAUUGACUAUGACUGCCGGAGGAGUAAUAAAUUUAUCAUUAGAAGCCUUCACAAGUAUCAUGAAAGCUUCGGCAUCGUAUAUAUCUGUUUUGCAUGCGACAAUUUAAAAAUAUUAUCAAAUGAAAUUAUACAAUAAUUAUAAAUUAAUUCUUGAUUAAUAGAUCUGUUCAAAUUGUAAUCGGAGAUUUUGCAGGUUUACAAAAUCCCGGCCUAUUUAAUACGAUAGAAUAUAUAUCUCUCUUUGUUAUUUUAUUGUUAUGUGUCGCACAU